Athalia rosae (coleseed sawfly) is the source of this 2289-nucleotide messenger RNA. It is a transcript of the gene Spt-I, whose product is annotated as serine palmitoyltransferase 1. Gene Ontology annotation, molecular function: pyridoxal phosphate binding; serine C-palmitoyltransferase activity. Lineage: Eukaryota; Metazoa; Arthropoda; Insecta; Hymenoptera; Athaliidae. Bases 297 to 1715 code for a protein of 472 amino acids. Gene Ontology annotation, biological process: ceramide biosynthetic process; sphingosine biosynthetic process. The record is from RefSeq and is a predicted model, not a curated record. Gene Ontology annotation, cellular component: endoplasmic reticulum. The transcript is spliced from 2 exons.
GCAAGCAGCCACAGUUGCCUACAAGGCCUACAACAAAAAGUACGUACUGUACGUACUUUCAGCACCAAGACGGUUAUCUGGCUGUUAAUUGGUGAUAUGUAACCACACAUUCUAUGCUCGCUACGACGUUAAACAAAAUCAGAUAAAUGUGGCGAGCGAUAACAAUAAAAAAUUUAAUUGACAAUCAAGCCAAUCUGGAAUUCGACGUUGAGUAAUCACAGAACACUGACAAGGGCAUCACAAGUAGUGGAGACAAAUUGUAAGAUUGAACUGUUUUCCAAGUGAACAAGUGAAAAAUGUCUUCGAAAUUUUUGUUCCUUGAAUCAGUGGACUUGUUAAGUACAAUACCACAGUACCACAUUUUAUUAGGGGCAUUCGUGUUACUCUGGGUCGUGUGGCUAACUGUUAAAAGAAGGUAUAAUACACGUCAGCCUCCAGAGUUGUCGAAUGAUGAAGUGGAGAGAAAACUUGCAAGCUGGCAACCUGAACCAUUAGUAAACCCAAUACAAGACAAAAAUCAUCCAUUUCUGAAUCCAAGAUUAGUUACGACCAAAGUAGGAAAAAGAAUAACAGUGGACGGCAAUGAUUGUCUUAAUUUAGGUACCCAUAACUAUCUUGGGUUGGUAGAGAACCCAAAUAUAGAAAAAAAAGCCAUUGCAUCCAUUCAAAAAUAUGGAGUUGGUUCAUGUGGGCCGCGAGGUUUUUACGGCACUGUUGACGUUCACCUGGAACUAGAAGAACAAUUGGCUAGGUUCAUGGAGUUGGAAGAAGCAAUUGUGUACUCCUAUGGAUUUAGUACGGUCGCUUCUGCUGUAUCCGCCUACUGUAAGAGAAGAGACUUGGUUUACGUUGAUGAAAAAGUAAAUUUUUCCAUUCAAAAAGGUCUUGAUGCAUCACGAUCCAAUAUCAAAUACUUCAAGCACAAUGAUGCCACUGACUUAGAGAAACUGUUGUUACAACAAGCUGAAAUAGACAAACGAAAUCCCAAAAAAGCUACUAAGAUACGAAGGUUCUUGAUUAUUGAAGGAAUUUACAUGAACACUGGGGAGAUUUGUCCAUUACCAGCUCUGGUCAAAUUAUGCAGAGAAUACAAACUAAGAAUAUUAGUCGAUGAGUCCAUCUCGUUUGGCGUUCUAGGUGAACAUGGCAAAGGAGUAACAGAACACUUUGGAGUCCCCAAGCAUGAAAUUGACUUGAUUAUGGGGUCGUUGGAAUGGGGUAUUGGAUCGAUUGGAGGUUUCUGCGUUGGAUCCUCAUUUGUGAUCGAACACCAGCGACUGUCUGGUCUUGGCUACUGUUUUUCGGCUUCUCUUUCUCCAUUUCUAGCAUCUGCCGCAAUUGUAUCUCUUGAAAUAAUGGAGAAAACACCACAACUUUUUGUAAAACUAAAAGAAAAUUGUUUGCAAUUUGAUACUGGCUUGCGGAAGUUAGCUGAAUUCACUGUAUCUGGUUUUGCUGAAUCGCCGGUCAAGCACUUAUACCUAAAAGAUGCACCGGAACAAUUAAAUGAGUUUGAUGCACUGAAUCUUAUUUCGAAAAAGUGCAUUGAAAACAAUCUCGCUGUUAUACCAGCUGCCUAUCUAGAAAUAGAGUUGAAUCCAGUCCGUCCAAGUUUGAGAAUUUGUGUCUCUGCAGUUUUGGAAGAUUCAGAUAUUAAAUUUGCACUAGAGACACUGGAUAAAUGUUCUAAAACUGUUUUGUCGGCAUUGCAUUAAAAUACACAAUAAAUAACUUUUUAAAUAUACACCGUAUGAAAGCAGUAGCUUAUAUUGCAAAGGUUGAAGGUAUACAAACUUUAUGGAACUAUUUCAUGCAACUAGCAACAAUUUAUUGAAUGUUCCGUCGCUAUAAUCAAAAUAGGUUCCUUAGAAUAGUAUGUUUUAUUAUUAUACUUACACUAUGGUGAAAUCUCAAUAUCAAAUAGUUCUCACGUAAGCCUGAGACAAAUAUUUUUAAUGCACCUGAUUAGUUGCAAGUCACUGUAAUAGCAUAUCAAUGAACAGAGUAUUUUUAUAGACUAUAGUCAGGAAGAUACAGCUGUACCAUGUACAAACAUAAAGGCGCUCAUACAACGAUGCAGUACUUAGAUCACAAAUUGGUAUUAGACUCUGCAUUCAGUAUAAAAAGAAAAAGAAGUACUACUUAUAUGCAAUAAUUGCUUAUUCAAAUUAACAAGUUCGAGUAACGACAGUAUACAGUAUACAUGAUUAAAAUAAAGCCAUUUAUAGAUUGAAAUGUAUUUAUAAACAUUUGUUACGUCUAAUAAAUCGAACGGAUAUUGAACCUGAA